AUGGCCGGUAAUGAGAGCUUGAUUCAGGAAAUCGCCGCUGGUCUGCGCAACAGCAAGGGCCAGCUCGAGUUGGUGACGGCACAAUUGGCACAGCUGCAGCGGCAGAAGAAGCUGGCGCAUGUCACGGCCAAGGAACUGGGGUCGUAUCCGGUGGAUCAGGUGUGGCGGUCGUGCGGCAAGAUGUUCCUGCUGGACAGCAAGACUGAUUACACGCAGCAGCUGGAUGCAGACGCAAAGACCAUUGAGGAGCAGAUCAAGGCGCUCGAGGUGAAGCGGCACUACCUCGAGACCACGGUGGAGAACUCCAUCGAGGCACUGAAGAAGGCGGUCCAGAGGUGA
This is a messenger RNA of Eremothecium gossypii ATCC 10895, 339 nucleotides long. It is a transcript of the gene PFD1, whose product is annotated as prefolding complex chaperone subunit. Gene Ontology annotation, cellular component: prefoldin complex; cytoplasm. Lineage: Eukaryota; Fungi; Ascomycota; Saccharomycetes; Saccharomycetales; Saccharomycetaceae. Gene Ontology annotation, biological process: protein folding. The record is from RefSeq and is marked provisional. Gene Ontology annotation, molecular function: protein folding chaperone. The coding region runs from base 1 to 339 and encodes 112 amino acids. The transcript has a single exon.